Symbiodinium necroappetens is the source of this 1272-nucleotide messenger RNA. The record is from the annotation of a GenBank genome assembly. NCBI's taxonomy places the organism in Eukaryota, Dinophyceae, Suessiales, Symbiodiniaceae.
GAUUCCGGGGAUCCACCGGCUGCAGUCAAGUGGAGUUUCGAAGAUUACGGCCCCGAGACCCACGCGCUGGUCACCCAGUUCAAUGGCAGGGAGACGGCGACCGGAUCCUGCUUGGCGUUCGCACCUAGGAACAAGACCGGCAGCAACAACCAGGCGACCCAGGAGGAUUGGCAAGCAGAGACCAAGGACGACUUUAUCAAACUGGAGCCCUGGGCAGUGCCUUGUGGCAACCAGUGGAUGAAGGACCAUUGGGACAAGUGGCAGGGGUAUUCCUUUUACUCGGUGGACUUUUCAAUUGAGAAAUGCCUGACGGUGACUUUCCAGUUGAACAUGCAGCCUGUGGUCGCCUUCGUGGGUGGCAUCCAAUUCGACUUGCUGCCCGGGCCGUUGGCCGAAAUCGACACACAAGUCUGCUGGCCACGGCACCAGCCGGGUGGGCUGGACCUGAGCGUGUUGCGGUCCGUCAUCAAGUCGAACGGCGUGAUGCUCUUCAGCCGGACACUUCGUUUGUCCAAAAGGUUUGGCGACGACACGCACUUCGUGAUGGAGAACGUCCACGGAGGCCACCAGACAGCGCGAAGCUUCUUCGGUGCGUCCGCAACAGAUGGAGAAAGUGGAACCGGCAUGGCAUCAAUGAAGCGAUCGGCCCUUCUGGAGGGCAACCAGACCCGUGCGCAGGCGAAGGCUCGCUUGCAGGAGUCUCUGCACUGGGAGACGGACGAGGAGGAUCUGUACUUGGCUUCGGUCGAAUACGGAGAGGACAUGGGCAUCAACAAGACGUCCGAAGUCCGAGGAUCCUCUGCCAGAGAGCGCAUCAACUCCCUUCAGUCCACGUCCGAGGACCAGUCGGAAGCCGACACCUUCAAGCUGUUCGGCUUCAAGAACCCCGGCUUGGUGAACUUCGAGAUCAGCGGGCUCUUGUCUGGCAACUGGCUUCAGCUUGGCAUGCAGAUGGGCUUCGGACCAGCAUACCAGAGCCCUAAGAUGACCAUCCCGUUGGUGAACCUUGCAGACCAGUUCGCUUUGAUCUUGGCAGCAGUGCCGGACGCGCUGGUUUCCACGGAGAGCCGGGCACGGGCUAUUGCCGCCUUGAAAGACUUCUCGUCUUCGGAUGUCCAAGAGGUCAGGAGCAAAUCCAAGGUGGCAAAGGUGGCAGACGCUGGUCACCAGCAGGGCCAGGAAGGCGAAUGGUCCUUCAGCGUCAACUCGCCGCCCGUCGGCUCGGACAUCAAGCCCCAGGAAAGGCCUGCUGAGGUCCUGCGCGAGUGCCAG